GCACCGUCGGCCUCCGUCGCAGGAACUCUUCGCGCCACACGCUCGCCCGAUCCGCAGGAAUCUCGCAUUUUACGUCCGAUAUCGCAACCUCAGAUUACGCGCUCCUAGCCGGAACUUUUGCGAAGUUUAUCAGCAGGAAUUCGGACCACUGUGACCGGCGGGUUUUUAAGAGUGUUUGACCCAUUUUUUGGGACAGUGCGUUUGGAUUUUUGGUUUUCUUGCUCUUUGCCGGUGGAUGGGGAAACAAUUAUAAACUUCUGCUAAAGAGUGUUUCCUUUAAACGUGGAUGGGUAGAGUGGAAGUGAAGCUAUCGGAAUUUGGCAUGUCAGCGACAGAACAAUAAUACCUUGUUACCCACAUCGGCCGAUGAUUGAAAACGUUACCACAAUGGAGACAGAGGAAUUGAUCAAGCUGGUGGAUGGAAUCUACAAGAACAUCCUCGACAAGUUCAAUCCGGGAGCGAGGCAGAUGAUUAACGCCGGCAAGGCUUACCUUAAGGCUUUGCACAGUGCGGCGGCUGCUUCCAGAUUGUACAUCGACGCCAUCGGCAAGCUGGCUAAACAAGCCCAACAAGGCACGUGGGGAGGAUCAUCCGAUAUAGGUGUCUCGCUGAUGAAGGUGGUAGAGGUGUACAAGGACAUACAGGAUCAACAAAUGAAUAUUCUGAAGGCCUUCUACGUCGAUUUAUUAGUUCCUCUGGAAACAAAUCUGGAGAAAGACACCAAAGUAGUUCAAUCUGAGCAGAAGAGAUUUUUGCAACAGCACAAACAACGAUCGGAGACCUAUAGUAAAGCAGCCGCCAUGAUGAAGAAACAAAGGAAGAAGUCGAGAGGAUCUACUAAGUCAGGACUUGCCAUGGAUAAAGAGUUAAAGAACAUGCAAGUGCUUGAGGAGGAGAAAACGAGAUUGGACGCUUUUUGCGAGCAGAGCUUGAAAAAUGCAAUGACUCAGGAACGACGAAGAUACGGAUUUGUACUAGAAAGACAGUGUUCGCUAGCCAAACACUAUCUUUCGUACCACAAUCAUGGAGCCGACACAUACUCAUCGAACAUCGAAAAAUGGUCCGACGUGGCCAAAACCAGAGAAUACUUGCCAGAAUCAGUAGAAAAUAUUUUCAGCAAUAGAAUACGACAAAUCUCCGUUUGGCACGACGACGACCUCUACUCCAACCCCCGCAGUCCCAACUUCGAAGAGGACCGAAUCAGCAUCAACUCCCAACUUCGCAAAACAAAAAGCAUGGACGCAUCCUGCCUGGACGUCCGCUCGAUGACAGAAGGCGGUUCCCCCGUCAACACUCUGUCCAGAGCCAAGUCAGAGUACAACCUCAACUCGUCCAACGCUCAAGACAACGGCCACACUCCAACGCGCAGGCCUAAGUCCUUGGCAGUGCCACCACCGCCAUCUUGGGACACACAGUUGGCUAGGGCGCUGUACGCUUAUUUGUCCAGUGGGGAGAAUCAGCUGAGUUUUCAUGAAGGAGAUUUGAUUGCGCUGAUUGGAGAUAGGAAUAAGGGUUGGCAGUUUGGAGAGAAUUUGAGGACGCAGUGUAGCGGGUGGUUUCCGUUGGCGUACACGGAAGUUCUCAUUGAUGAUACUAUUGGGUCACCAAGUCAUCGUAGCGACAUCGGCACAUCCAGCCAGCAACGUGGCAACGGCGCCGUUACUCCCACCAAUCACAUGUCGACUUCAACAGGAUCAGGUGGUCAAGGGUCAUCCGGUGGUAACACGCUAGAACAGCCCGCUAGAAUGUUCGGCGACACUUUACACUUGCAUCGAUCUAAUAACGCAACUAGACAGAUUCGGCGAGCGAUCGGUUCUAACAACAUCCCGCCGCCAGCCGCCCCCGCUCCCGUGCCCACCCCCUCGCUGCCGCCCUACCAGAAGUCCACAGCCCUGCCGCAGUCCCACAGCGCCAAUUUUGCGGUGGGCAAGGGCGGCGAGUCCGGCUCUGGACAGUACGCCGCGCCAGGUAUUAAAUCUUCUGCUUCUACGUUUAAUUUUUCGUCAAGUGGCCCGAAUUCAGGAUCGUACUCGACCCACCCUGCACCAGCAAGAGAACGGCCAACAGCAGGAUCUGGAUUACCUUUGCAUUUACAAGCUAAAGGAGGUAAAAUUGGCGGUCCUGUUGGAAAUGUGUCUCUGCACUCUAGCAACGAUUCUGGAUUCUCCAACGAUCCACCACCUCAGCCGGAAGUUGACUAUUCGGACGACGAAUCAAUGGCUGGACAAACAAAAAUGCCUCCUCGCCGAUCCAGAAGAGACAUACAAGGGGACACUAACAACAACACCCUCCUACAUCCGAAAUCUCCGCACACCCCCCGCCCCAAACACAAACUGUCAAACAGCCACGGAGAUCUAGUGGAGAACCGUUACUACGCAUCUGACAAUCCAGAUGUCAGUAAAGUGAAGGUCAAACGCACGAAAUCCUUCUGGAAAUUUGGCAAGAGUGGAUCGGACGAUAUUCUGGAAGGCAUGGCGCUGUGGAAACACCGAGAUUUGGUGGAUUUGGACGAGAAAAACAAUAAAGCUAAAGCCCCUAGUCAGCAGCGAGUUCGGAGAGUAAGCAGGGAUCAGUCUAACGACUCUGACAGAACUAUUAACAACAAAGACAACGGGAUAGUACAGGAAAAGCAACAGAAAGCACCGAAAACACCGAAAUCUUCCCGUCAAAAACUAAGCCUCCAACAGCACAGUAAUAUCGAAAUGGACGAAGAUAUAUACGGAGAAACACCGCAAAAUUCGAACUUCAUGGAUCAGUUUUAUGACGAUGAUGGCGAUGGAUUAAUGAUGAGAACAGUAAACAGGAAAAACAUCCUUCGUCAAUACAGUGAUGACAUUUCAGUAGCAGAAUCGGAUUUUGCAUCAGACAUGACCAGCGAUGAUCCGUACAGCAUCGUGGUAGAUGAUCAAAAACUCAGAAAAGGAGACACUCACUUCCCUAAUGUAGCUGAAAUAGGUAAAAAGUUAGAGAAACUCUCAAAAACCAGCAAGUAUUCUCCGACAAAGAAUGGUGAGGUUAUCAAUAACAAAGAACGCGAAAAGAAUGACAGGAAUACCAGGCAAACUAGGUCUCGCGAAAAAGAGAUAAUGGAGUUUAAAACGUUUGGGCUUGGUGUUGAUAACGACAACACAAAACAAACUGAAGAAUAUUAUUCCGAGUCGACUAAAAAAGAACGCAAACCUAAACCUCGACACGAGAAUCGAACAAACGAUAAAGAAGUGAUGGAAAGAAAUAGAAUAAACAACGAAAAAAGAGAGAAAAGAUCGAAACAUUACGAAUCGACUAACGAUGAACUUUCUGACGUGGGUGAUAACAGACAGUUUUUGCCUAGAACAAAAUUGACUAAAACCAACAGUAAAGGAUCAAAUUACGAGCAAGAUAUUAGUUUGAUGGAAUAUGGGGAGACUCUUCAAAGGAGGUUAAAAAAUUCAGAAUUCAACUCAAAAUAUGAUGAAAAAUCUGCGUUAAAUGGUAAUAUGUACGGUCCAUGGUAUGAUUUGUGGGGAUUGGAUUCCUCCGCUAGAAAGUAGUUUUGUUUAAUUUGCACCUUUUUUCUAGUAGUCUUGCUUGAAUGAAUUGAUUCGGAUGAAUUUGUUUGGGAAAUUUUUGCAUUUUCUUUUCCAGGUGUAGCUCCAACUUCGGAACUAUGAAACUGAGAAAAUCUAGCGAUAGAUCUAACACGCUUAUUUUAGAGUAAGAAGUUUAGAAAAUAACAGAUGAAAACUGUGGUCAAAAGUAUACAUUUCAUUUGUAUUAUUUUUUCGGAACAGUUUUUAAAAAGCAAACAUUUUCUUCUUGAAAGAGACAUUUCUAAAUUCGUAAACUUUGAUAAGUACCAUUUAGAGGGAUACAUUUUAUUUUAGUUAAGGUGUUUUAAGUAAAUACGUUUGCAGGGGAAACGUUAAAUCGAAAAAUUUGAUAUAAAAAGCCUUAUAUUUUUUGAAAAGUCAAUUUCUUCUUAAAUUUUCUGGAACUCCUUCAUUUACACACAAAUUUAAUAAAAAUAUAAUUUUUAAAAUCACAGAUUUUUCUAAAAUCUACAUGACAUUCGUUGUGAAUCUCAUAUUUAUUAUACAGGGUGAGUCUUAAAUAAGUGCAAAUAUUUUCUCUUUGUAGUUUUUCAAAAAUGUAUAAUAUAG
Molecule: messenger RNA, 4140 nt
Organism: Sitophilus oryzae (rice weevil)
Lineage: Eukaryota; Metazoa; Arthropoda; Insecta; Coleoptera; Curculionidae
Gene: IRSp53
Exons: 15
Coding region: 367-3531 (1054 amino acids)
Biological process (GO): actin crosslink formation; actin filament bundle assembly; positive regulation of actin filament polymerization
Cellular component (GO): nucleoplasm; cytosol
Molecular function (GO): protein binding
Source: RefSeq, a predicted model, not a curated record